This is a messenger RNA of Vespula vulgaris, 7526 nucleotides long. RefSeq names its product supervillin (gene Svil). The coding region runs from base 362 to 7444 and encodes 2360 amino acids. Gene Ontology annotation, biological process: barbed-end actin filament capping; actin polymerization or depolymerization; actin filament severing. The transcript has 26 exons. Gene Ontology annotation, cellular component: actin cytoskeleton; cytoplasm. The record is from RefSeq and is a predicted model, not a curated record. Lineage: Eukaryota; Metazoa; Arthropoda; Insecta; Hymenoptera; Vespidae. Gene Ontology annotation, molecular function: phosphatidylinositol-4,5-bisphosphate binding; actin filament binding.
UAUCGGUGGAAUAAAGUGUGGAUCGCUAGUGUUCGUAAACUGUAAAUGACAACUGACUGUUACUGGCAGUUACAAGAGAAAUCGUGAUCAGAUGAGUAAUACCUGUGCAAUAUUUCCAGGGACGAUACUUUUUUCCCGUCGAUCGUAAUAUUUUUCCAAUACGCGAUAUAUACAAUAGGUGUUCCGUGAUUUUUUAUAUGUAUUCUAUAGUUUACGAAUUGGUGCUUUUUAUAAGUAUUAAUAACUGUGAUAAUAUAAAACGGAUUAAUCCGUAUUAUUGACUACUUUCGGGAUUAUUUCUAAACUUAUUUUUAAAAGCAAGAUUAUGGCUGCAACAUAAGGAAGGAUACAGUAAAUAAUAAUGGUAGCUGCUGGUGCAACAGUUUUGAUGGCAGCCAGCGGAGAAAGUUCUUCGAAUGGAACAGAAAAUAACUCUUCGGAAUGUGUAAAUGCUACUGAUCCUUCUAAGUGUAAUGAAAUACAGUGCAAUGAACAAAAUACCGAGUGCAGACCUAGGAAGAAUUUAAUACCUUGUUCGUCUGAUAAGGAUAAAAAAAAUAGCUAUACGUUAGGAAAGUCUAAUCGUGCAACACAAAGAGUGGAAAAUAAGGAUCAACAUAAAAAUCUUGCAUUACAUAAGGUAACGCAUAUUCGUGAGACUAAAGCUUCUAGGCUACGUGCUGCUUCUAUUGUAUCAUCGAAUAGUAAUACAUCAAAACGAUUAGGUGUUUUGGAAACUUCUACUCCUUCAGGCUCCCAACUGAGUGCUAAUUUAUCUACUAAAGUAGACAAUCCAGUAUCUUCAGACAAUGGUAAUACAAUGAAUCCGGUGCGAGAAAGAGAUAAAAGUUAUAAAAGAAAAUCAUAUCUAAAUCGAUCGAGCAAUAUAGAGGCAGUUCCAUCAGAUCGUUUAAUUAACUCUGAAUAUAAUGAAAGAAGAGGUUCAAGACAAUCAAGUAAACAAAAUCACAUAUCCGAUACAAUAUUGUCUUCCGAUACUGGUGCUUCUCAUCAGACUGCUGCUAGCUCACAAAAAAAGCAUACAGAAUCAAAACUUGGCUCAUCGCGUGUUAAUUUUCAUUAUAACACACAUCGUUCCAAACCUAAUGUCUCAUCAACUGUUACAUCUCUUCCAAAUACAAAAUGUUGUAAUGCACCACAAAGCAGUAAGGACGGUCAUAGCGAUUCAGAAGUCUCGAGAAGGGUUGAUGCACUGACUGCAUUGACAAAAGCUACUAUGGAACGAGUAGAAAGACUUGCAUCGCAUAGUGGUUUAUCAGUAAAUCAUAAACAAAAGUCUGAGAUUCAUUUAACUAAUGUAUCACCUACAAGAAAUGUGGCAAAAUGUACAAAUCAUUCUGCAAACAUUCAUACAACAGUAUCACCGAGUAAAUGUUCUAUCUUAAAAAAAUCCACUGAUGAAUAUCCACAAGAUUCUUGUUCAGGACGUCAACCACCAGUAUCUAUACUUAAACAUAAGGUGGCUGAAAAUGAAACAGGUCAAUCUUCAUCUAGUACAUCACACAAUACAUUACCUGUGACAUUUUCACCAUCUGUGAUAGAACCAAUUCAUAAAAGGCAUGGUAUCUUAAAAAAACGUAGUAGUUUGGAUGAAAGCGAAAUACUUCGACGGCGCAGUUGCUCACCUGAUGUUUCUUUUAAUGAUAACAACUAUUCCGAAUUUAGGCCUAUUUUAAAAAAUCAAAGGCGAUCGUCGUUAGAUGAAAUCAUAAAACGAGAUCAAAGCCCUGAUCCUCAACCUACUUCGAUAUUGAAACGUAAGUCUUCUAGAGAAGACGAUAGAGAAGACGGCCAAAUUGGUUCUCCAGAACCACAGGGGAUUCUUAAAAGAAAAUCUACAAAUAAUACAAGAUCAAGCAAUACCAUUCAUCACGUGACAAUUGCAACAGAUCUUACAAAUGGUACUGAAACAUUUGAAGGUUCUGAAGUGAGACCAAUAUUGAAAAAAAAGCACAGUAGAGAAGAAUCCUCUGGAAAUGAUCCUCCUUCGCUCGAGCCGCGUCCAAUAUUGAAAAAAAAAUCAAGUACAGAAUCUGACGAACACGAUGAUAAACCUAAGAAAACAAUUUUAAAGUGUUCACGAAAAAGUCCACAAGAUGAAUGCAAUUAUGAUAUGGAUAUAACUUCUCCUAAGAAACUUUCUAUGUUAAAAAAUCGUGUCUUACAAUCUAGAUCGGGUGGAUUAUUAGAAAACGAUUGUGUAAAACCAAUAUUAAAACAAUCUACUUCUCGAGAAAUUGAGACACGUGUACGCUUACAUAUUCAUGAUACGAAUGUAUUAAACGACUUAUCUGUAACUGGAAAUAACUUGUUUUUACGAAAACGAGCACAAUCGGUUGGUCAUGUACAACCUUCUAACAUAUGUAACGAGUUAGCUGUUGUACGUGAUAAAAGAAGAUCUCUUGAAUCGAGUUCUUUGUGUGAUAUGUUGCAAAAUCAAUCAUAUAUAAAAUCAAUGAGUGGUAACAAUUUAAGCUCGCAUUUGUCACAGUCUAAUGAAAGUUCAGUCACAACCCGUCGCGAUUCCAUUGAUAGUGCAACUGUGGACGAGAAAGUCAAUAAAGAAUAUAAAGACAAACGAUUGAUACUCAAGAAAGAAACAUCAAGUGAAAUAAAACCGGAAUCCCACGAAUUUGUUAUAAAUAGAAAUUGUGAGAAAAACAUAAAUUUUUAUACUCAAAUGUCUAUAUCUAAGAAAGCUGAACUUAAUUUAAAUCCACCUGUGAAUGAAUCAAAAACAGAUUUGGAAGCAAGUAAUAUAGAAGAAAAUUAUAUUGCACAUCGUAGUAACAGUGUAUCUGCAAUGGCUUUACACUUUAAGAAUAUGGAGGAGAAUGUAACGUCUAAAGAAAAAAGUACAUCUCAAAAUGUACAAUAUAAAGCAUCACAUGGUAUACAACGUUAUAGAGAACGUAAGCUUCAAGGCAAUGAUAGAUUUAAUACGCAACCCGUGACUUUACAAGAGGUCCAAGAAGCUGUAUUACAAAAUCAACGUAAUGCUGCUUCAAACAAUGAAGCAUCUUCUAGUAUAAAAGCAGAAAGUACUUAUACACCUGAUGACGAAUAUGAUCCAUCAAAAUUGAGUUUAGCAGAACGGGUGAGAUUAUUUAAUCAAAAAAUCAUAGCAGAAACAUCAUCUUCAUCAAACAAAGUUUCUCAGGAAAGACAUUUACGAAGGCGACCUGGUACUCGUUAUAAGACACAACCCGUUACAUCUGAAGAAGUAGAGGUUGCGUCCCGUAUAUCUCCAUUAAACGCUGUUGAGAAACUUUCUUUAACUAAAGGUAUUUUUGAAGAAUCUCAAAAGACAAUUAAUGAUACCCAAUUGUCAACUGGUUCUCAAAAUGAAUUGCCAAAAAGUAUCUUAAAAUCUUCUAGCUACCAUUCAAAUAAUCUAUUUCGAACUAAAAGUCCUGAACUUGAAGGUUUGAAAUUAAUAAAGUCUGUACUUAAAAAAGAAUCAGAGGAAUUACAACAACAAGCUUCUAGUACUUGUGAUAUUAUGCCACAUUCAAAUUUAAGAAGCAGUACUCCUACAUCAUUUGAUAAAUGUGAUUCAAAUUAUAAUAAUGAUGAAACAACCAGCAGUGAUACUUUUCUGCAAAGUAAAAAUACAGAUGUUAAGCAACAUCAAUAUGAAGAAAAAGAAGAUACAACAGUUACAUUGUCAAAAGAUUUUUAUUAUUUACAUAAUUUAGAAAAACACGAUGAUAAAGAGGGCAUUUACAAUGAAAUAAAACAAGAACACACAGUGCCUUGUCUUACAAAAGUAAUCUCUCAGGAUAAGUCAUGUAGAUCAAGAACCAAUUUCAAUUUAGAUGAAAUAGAUAAUAUUAAAAUUGACAGUGUUAUGUCACAAAAAUAUAAUAGCGAAGAUAAACAUUUACCUAAAAAUGAAAUACCUCAGUCUUCAGACGAUGACGCGUCUUCUUCAGCCAGCCGCGAAGUCCGUGGUAUUAUUAAAAAUGAAGCUAUUUUUCGACGACGUCAGAAUGCAUUAACAAAACAAGCUAAACAUGCUGCUUUGUCCAAAAGUGCUAGUCAUCAUGCAUUAAGUAGCGAAGGUACAUCAUUUGACGUAACAAAAGAGAAAUGUAAUGCUACCACAACUUUACCAGGUUUAUAUCGUAGCGCAACACAAACGAUACCUAUUUCAGAAGUUGCUGAAAGUCCAAGUAUGAGUAUCGCUGAUCGAUUAGCAGCACUUCAACGUAGCGGCAGUACUAAUUGGAAACGUCGGAUAAUGAGUGAAACUUCUGAUGUACUUUGCAGUACUACGUUUAAUAAGGAAGAACUAACGAUUAGACAAGGUGUAUUAGCUGAUUGUCUUGGUAAAUUAGAAUCUGCUGCAGAGGGAUGGAAAAAACGAAUUGCUGCACCAGAUGCUAUCAAAUUUACAGUAGCAGGUAAAAUGAAAGUUGAACAAACAGAAAAUUUAGAAGAGAGUUCGUCUUCACUUUGCAUCGAAGUUAUGAACAAUAUCGCGGACAAGAAAAAAAGACCAAGGCCGGAAAGGUUUAAAGGACGAAAAGAUACAAAGGAUAUUCUUUCGACGCCUUCAAGUCCAAGCAAAGAUUCACCCAUUACAGUAAGAAGAAGUUUCUCAGAGCCUGCCAGCGAUGAAAGUGGUGAAGAAAAUAAAACUAAAUCUACUGUAUUAGCAACUGUAUCUGUUCCUAAAGUAGAUGAUGAAACUUUUACAUCUUUCUAUACUGGAGUAUCUUUGAAAAAAUGUGAGACUGAAAGUUUUAGUUUAGAUGAAAGUGCUUUUGACGUAAUCACAUCGCAUUCGGAAUUACUAGGCCAAAAACGAAAUAUACAAACACAGAAAAGGCGUGCAGCUUCGAAAAAUCCUAUAAAAUUGCUUGCAUCGCGUACCGAUUUGAAAUCUGAAUAUACCGAAGUUUCUACAGGAAUUGCAGAGAAGGUAAUGAGAAGUUUAAACGUAGAGAAACUUGCUAAAAAUUCAGCCUUGGCUGUAGAAGCUCUCGCUGGAUUAGCUUCUACGGAAGAUUUUAGCGCUAUAACGUUAAGAAAUAUUGCGGAUGCAAAUUAUACUAUGAAUAAAUUACGACCGUAUAAAGAUUUAAUGUUGAUUAUGGUAAAAGGCAGACGUCAUGUUCAAGCUAGACUGGUUGAACCAGUAGCUAACAGUAUCAAUAGUGGUGAUACUUAUGUAUUAGUUACAAAAUCAGAGGUUUAUAAUUAUGUGGGAAAAUAUAGUAAUGUUAUUGAAAAAGCUCGUGCAGCAGAGAUAGCAUUAAGUAUUCAGCAGAAUAAGGAUCUAGGUUGUCAAGCUUCUCAAGUUAUUACAAUUAAUGAAGAUAAAAUAACUUGUACAAGAAAUCAAAUUAAACAAUUUUGGAAUUAUCUUGGCAUAGAUACUGAUAUUGAUGUGAUUGAUGGUGGUCACCCUGAUGAAGAUGAAUUAUAUGAAUCUGCUAUAAUCAAUACAAAUAUGAUAUAUGAAGUUAAAGAUGAAGAAUUAGUUCCUCUUGAAAAGUAUUGGGGUGCUAUACCAAAGAUUGAAAUGUUGGAUUUGAACAAGAUACUGGUAUUUGAUUUUGGAAGUGAGAUGUAUAUAUGGACUGGUAAAAGAGCCUCAAAUAAUAAGAAAAAAGUUGCUACCCGUCUUGCCACAGAACUAUGGAAGGAAGGCUAUGACUAUACAGAAUGUGCAAUUUGCCCAAUCAAUGCAGCAUGUAUGAUUGGAAGACGUAAUAAAUUACUUACAGAUAUAAAAAAUGAAAAAACAAGACCUUCAUGGUGCCUAUUUGCAAAAUUAACUCAACAUGUUGAAACAGUUCUUUUUCGUGAAAAAUUUCUUGACUGGCCAAAUGUUGCUGGUAUAAUCAAAAUGAAAACUAUUAAAGAUAAAGAACAAAUCGAUGGAACAAUAAUUGUAGAGCCAUGUAAUUUGAAUGUUAUAAUAGAACCAAACAAUACACCUGUUGAUUUAAAUAUUAAGGGAUGUCAUUUGGGAAGAGGAACUGGUUGGUAUGAUGAUGAGUUAAUGAAACAAUAUACUGUCGAAACUACAAGUAUAAAUGUAUGGCAUAUAGAUGAAUUUUCACAUACAUUAUUGGAUAAUUUGUCAAAUGGACAAUUUUAUACGGGAGAUAGCUAUAUCGUACGUUGGAUGUACUCAGUUACUAUUACUGGUCGUGAACUUAGUGGGUUGCAAUCUAAACAUUCCGCAAAAGGAAGAGAUCGUUCAGUGUACUUUAUUUGGCAAGGAAAAAAUGCAUCUUUAAACGAACAAGGUGCAGCAGCUUUGCUUACAGUAGAACUUGAUAAUGAACAAGGACCACAAAUUCGUGUAGUUCAAGGUUUUGAACCAGCUGCUUUUUUAAAUUUAUUUUCUGGAGGGAUGGUAAUACACAUGGGUAAAAAAGCAGAUAAAAGAUGUGGUCAACAAUGGAGACUGUAUAUUUGUAGAGGCACACUUGAAUCGGAAGUAUUUUUAACUGAAAUACCUUGUAGCACUCGUCAGUUGAGAAGUCGAGGUUCAUUCGUUUUAUUAGAUAUCAAAGAUGCAAAAAUCUAUGUGUGGCAUGGAUCUAAUGCAUUGCCUCAUAUAAGAAAGAAUGCAUUAUUUGCUGCUGAUAAAAUUAAAGAUAAACGACUGGAAGAAUUUGGAUUAACAUUUGAAAUUAAUUUAGACAUUCUUGAAAUUAAUGAGGGUGCAGAACCUGAAGAAUUUUUUAAUGCCUUAGGUGGAAUGAAUAAGACUUUAUAUAUUUCUUUGAAAAAAGAUCAAAUUCAAGAUCACACACCAAGAUUAUUCCAUUUCUCUAGUAUUACUAAAGAAUUCAAAGUAACAGAAAUAUUAUGUCUACAUCGUGGUCAUCUGCCUACUCCUUUUCCCUUCUUACAAGAUGAAUUGUAUCAGGUUAAUCAGCCAGCCUUAUUUUUACUUGACAAUAAAAAUGAGGUAUGGAUAUGGCAAGGAUGGUGGCCUGAUUCUGAAGCUGAAGACCAUUCUGGUAGUAAAGCAGUAAGAUGGCAAGCUGAAAGAAAAACUACAAUGACUAUGGCAAUCCAGUACUGGGAAAGUAUUCACCCAAAUAUUACAAAAUUCCCAAUAUAUCUAGUCUGGGCUGGCUUAGAGCCAUUGCAAUUUAUAAAUCUAUUUCCUACGUGGACAUAUCGUGACGAUAUUGCGGAAUUAAAUAUGCAGGAGGGCCGAAAUCCAGGUGAAAUGUUGAAAGUUGAAAGUGAGUUGGCUCGAUUAACGCAAAGCACUUAUCCACCAGCUCAAUUAUUACAACGACCACUACCAGUAGGAGUUGAUCCUACAAGACUUGAACUUUACUUAUCUCAACAGCAUUUUCAAGAAUUAUUGGGAAUGAGUAAAGAAGAAUUUCAAGAACUUCCUAUGUGGAAACAAGUGAAUCUCAAAAAAGAGGUAGGAUUGUUUUGAUUAGUUACCUGGUUUAUAUAUUCUACGAGAAAUAGGUGUUCUUGUAAAGCGUUUAAUAAACUCUUAAUUCACUGUUUCAUAA